GAUUGCUGUAAUAUCAGAACAAAAAUUAGACUUUGCCUCAAGACCAGAUUGACCACCACGAGCACUCGACAGCCAGCUGAAUCCAGAGUUUGCUUUACAUUUGCUAACGCUCUGCAGAACCUAACCAACUGUCAAAAUGAGCACACAUAGGAGCGAAGAGGUCGUCAUUGACACCACCUGCACCACCGUCCACACUCUGGGUCGGCAAAUAGGAAAGAAGGGCAGGCGGCUGCGCUACAUGCAGAAAGAUGGCAGUUUUCCUGUGGUUUUCCAGAAGGCUCCUGGACACUGGAGCCCGUUCCUGGUUGACAUCUUCACCACUCUAGUUGAAAUCCGCUGGAGGGUGAUGUUCCUGAUAUUUUGCCUUUCGUACAUUCUCUCCUGGCUCUUAUUUGGCCUCUGUUAUUGGCUCAUUGCGUUCGUGAACGGCGACGGUGAGAACGAAGAUGAUGAUCUCUGCAUAUACAAUGUCCGCGGUUUCACCGAAGCCUUCAUGUUCUCAAUGGAGACCCAGGCAACUAUCGGCUAUGGCUUCAGGGGGAUGUCUGAGAACUGCAUUGUGGCCAUUAUCGUGGUGACAGUCCAAGACCUCUUUAGCUGCCUCCUUGACACCAUUGUCAUUGGUGUUGUUGUGGCUAAGAUGGCAUCUCCUCGUAAGAGAGCCCAGACUGUGGGUUUUAGCAGAAGGGCAACGGUCAACCUGCGAGACGGAGUUCUGUGUCUGUCAUGGCGCCUCGGAGACUUCAGAGGUAAUCACAUGGUGGAGGGCGUCGCCAGGGCCCAAUUAGUGCGCUGCGUGAAACAGUCUCAGGGGUCAGGGGUCGUUAUGUCCUACAAGGAUCUGGACAUCCAGAACCGGGAUAUUGUCCUCGCCAUACCAACCACUGUUAUCCACAGGCUGGAGCCUGGAAGUCCACUCUAUAGCCUGGGCCCAGAGGACCUGCUGGGGGAUGAGUUUGAACUGGUGGUGUCUUUCACUUACACCGGAGACUCCACGGGUAUGCUCCACCAGACCCGCACCUCCUACUCGCCAGUGGACAUUCACUGGGGCCAGCGUUUCACCGACAUGUUGAAACUGGGCAAGAGGCACUACAAGGUGGACUACGCUCUGUUCAACGAGACCACAUGGGUGCCGGUGCCUUUGCUCAGUGCAGAGCAGUAUGACCGAGAGCGGCGUCCCGUCGAGAGCUGCGGCUCCUUCAGUCGGCCAGUGAAGAGAAAAGGACACACGUUUCAUGUGAAUCAGGAGAUCACAGACGAGGAGAUGCAACAGACUUGUUUGUAGCUUGAGCUGCGCAGUGCAGGCACGGUGUACUGUAAAUAUAUUUAUAUGUGACUUUGGACAAUUCAUGAAUUGUUUUUGUGUGUAUAUAUAUAUACAUAUACAUAUACAUAUAUACACAUACAUAUAUAUAUAUACACAUAUAUAGAUCUGUUUAUAUCUGUUUUGCGUGUAUAUAUACUUACUCAGCAUCUGCCCUUUUGCCUUCUGAUAAGGUGAGGGCAACAGUAUAAGAACAAUUAUCUGUAAGAACAAGGGUCACAACUGUAUUUUUUUUUUUUUUUCAACUGAAUAUAAUGACGGGCUGCCCUUUUUUUUCAAUCCAGCCUCUGUCCCUUGAAAUAUCUGUGCACACCACUGAUCUGUAUGUUUGUUUAUGCAUGUAUGCG
This is a messenger RNA of Solea solea (common sole), 1671 nucleotides long. RefSeq names its product inward rectifier potassium channel 16-like. The coding region runs from base 137 to 1285 and encodes 382 amino acids. Gene Ontology annotation, cellular component: plasma membrane. The record is from RefSeq and is a predicted model, not a curated record. NCBI's taxonomy places the organism in Eukaryota, Metazoa, Chordata, Actinopteri, Pleuronectiformes, Soleidae. Gene Ontology annotation, biological process: regulation of monoatomic ion transmembrane transport; potassium ion import across plasma membrane. The transcript is spliced from 2 exons. Gene Ontology annotation, molecular function: inward rectifier potassium channel activity.